GACCUUCCGGGGAAAACAGUCCGGAGCAGACCAAUUUUUUCUGGUUCUAAAGAAACGCUGACAAUAGAAGACUGACAGCAGCUGGCAAUAAAAAUCUAGUAAUUUAAACCAGAGCUCACUUGACACCUGUCACCGGAACUUUAGUUUACGCGUCCCCGAAGAGCUGGGUUUUGUUAUUGAAUUAGGAAUUCAAGGAUGCGUUCUCCAUAUUAACGACUAAUUUCAGUUACGGCAUUGAGCACCAACAGUUUAUGAGAAGAAAUGAUGACAUAAAAGAAAAUCUUGACUUAUUCCUGUUAAGACAGGAUUCAAACUUGAAGAAGCAAGCCUGCUGAAAAUAACAACAGAUAUUCAGCCUUUCUUCGAACAUGAAUCUCAAUUGUGUUAAUCAUAUUAUGCCUGUUAAGAAAGUUAACCUAUGUAAGGUGGUGGAGAGAAUUAACAACUUUCUGCUUCCAACUUCCAGCCGUUCUGAAUGUGUGCCAUUUUAUGUGGAGAACGAUCAGGUGGGAAUCGUCACCCCCGAGGUAGCCCUGCUAUUACAGGAACAUAGUGACCUGUUCACAGUUAGCAGUACCUCCAUCCACCUCAGUAACAAGUAUAGCACAUUUGAGGAGAGGACGGAGGUCAUGCGGGUAUUCUUAGAAUCCCUCAGAAACACCGGGAAACUCCACAGGUCACUGAAAGGAUGGAGAAAUGAGACCUACAAUAUACGACACUCUAUGAGUGAACCUGUUUUGUUCAAAAUGGAGAGAUCUGCUGCUGGUCCAUUUGGCGUGACGACAUAUGGGUGUCAUAUAAAUGGCUACACAUAUAAAAACGGAGAAAUGAUGAUGUGGAUAGCAAAGAGAUCACCGACCAAACAGACAUAUCCCAAUCUCCUAGACCAGAUGGUGGCGGGGGGUCUCAGUUCUGGUCUGGGUUUCCGUGAGUGUGCGGAGAAGGAAUGCCAGGAGGAGGCUUCGGUGCCAGAGAAGUACCUCAAGAUCCUCAAGUCUGUAGGAACCAUGAGCUGUAUACAUGAAGAUGAGAGAGGCGUCCAUCCAGAAGUGGAGUUUCUAUUUGACCUCAAGCUUCCCGAGGACUUUGUACCUGUCAAUGCCGAUGGUGAAGUGCAAGAGUUUAAACUGUACCCUGUCUCAGAGUUACAAGAUACCAUUGUUCUCGAUUCCUUCAAACCGAACAGUGCGGCCAUUGUUUUGGACUUUUUAAUACGACACAAUAUUAUUAACCCAGACAAUGAGCCUUCCUACUGUUAUUUGGUGGAGAUGUUACAUUAUCCAAUACAAACUCUAUUCAGGAAGCUUCCUAAAGUCAUUUGAUGAGUGUGCACCAUUAGUUCUUAGAUAACUCCUUCAAAGGCCAUCGAAUAAACAAAGAAAAUGGUUUUAUAAAUCCAGUAGUUUGACAGAUGUUGUCAGCAUCCAGUCACCGGGAAAUGAUUACAGUACUAUCAGAGAUUUAUGCCCUCUUUCACCUUUUCUGCACAGAAUACUGUAACAUGUUAACGAUGGACUCCUAAUGAGAGACUUAAGGGACCAUUAUUACUUAUUAGUGUCUGUGGGAAUCUCAAUUUUUAUUUUUCAUCUUGCACACCUUAAAAUUGAAAUGAUGUUGUUACUAUAAGUAAGCUCAUAAUUUGAAGGGAACAUUCUUGGAGUUGGUGUAGUAAAAAUGCUGUGUAGUUUUGCAUUGUUUUGACAAUACCUUGCUUGGUAUUUUUUUUGUCUGUGGGGCAGGAUUGCCACUGUAGACAUUAAACACUUUACUGUUAACAUGUAAGUAGGAGUUAUCAGAAAAUAACUAUUCAUAUCUUGGCAGGACCAAUAUGUAUUAACCGUUUAAAAUUGUGUUUACAUUUUUUUCUGUAAUCUUUAUGUACUUAUUUAAAUCCUGGGUUGCUUUAUUGAUUGAAGUGCAAUCUGAAAAAGAGUACCGGUAUUAUUAGUAUUUUUUUAUGUGAGGUGUCAUUGUUGAUAUUUAAUUUCACCAUGGCAACUGAUAAUGUGCCAUUGGAAGGUAGAGUAGAAUGCUUCUGAACUUGACUUAAUUUGUGUUGUUUUAAAAAGGAUUUAUAUUCUUGAUUUAUCAAUUUGUUAAAUAUAUUGAAAAAGAUGUUUUGCAUAUCCAGGGGAUUUUUCCGCCUGCAGUCUUUUAUGCCCUUGCAUUGGUUUUGUUUUUGUUUUCCUGGUCCUAAUGUAUGAAUUUUGCUUUGUCUCUAAAAUAAAUGUGCUUGAAAAUUUA
Molecule: messenger RNA, 2244 nt
Organism: Saccostrea cuccullata (small rock oyster)
Lineage: Eukaryota; Metazoa; Mollusca; Bivalvia; Ostreida; Ostreidae
Exons: 9
Coding region: 369-1322 (317 amino acids)
Molecular function (GO): 8-oxo-dGDP phosphatase activity
Source: RefSeq, a predicted model, not a curated record